This is a messenger RNA of Penaeus chinensis, 381 nucleotides long. RefSeq names its product eukaryotic translation initiation factor 3 subunit A-like. The record is from RefSeq and is a predicted model, not a curated record. The transcript is spliced from 2 exons. Bases 1 to 381 code for a protein of 126 amino acids. Lineage: Eukaryota; Metazoa; Arthropoda; Malacostraca; Decapoda; Penaeidae.
AUGAUCAAAGGGAAUGAGAGUUCACCCUAUAUAAAACAAUCCACUAUCCACAAUCCAUAUGGCAUCUACAAGAUGAAAAGGCUUCUGGAGCCAACCCUGAGGAAAAAUCCGGGGCCAGACUCUCUAAGGCCUCUCAAGGUCGAGGGUGACCUGACGUCGGACCGCCUCGGCGCGGUGACCCGGCCGCUCGCCUCGCGCGGAGGAGCAGCGGCCGUUCCUCCGUCACCUCGCGCGUGCCCGGGCAGGAAGAACAGUAAGGACAGGAAGGACAGGAGGGACAGGAAGGACAGGAAGGACAGGAGGGACAGGAAGGACAGGAAGGACAGGAAGGACAGGAAGGACAGGAAGGGCAUCAGGGCAAAGUGCACACAUGGUCAGUAG